Messenger RNA from Mugil cephalus (flathead mullet), 5971 nucleotides. Its product is annotated as glutamate receptor 1-like. Gene Ontology annotation, cellular component: dendritic spine; AMPA glutamate receptor complex; plasma membrane. The transcript is spliced from 18 exons. The coding region runs from base 289 to 3180 and encodes 963 amino acids. Gene Ontology annotation, molecular function: AMPA glutamate receptor activity; transmitter-gated monoatomic ion channel activity involved in regulation of postsynaptic membrane potential. The record is from RefSeq and is a predicted model, not a curated record. Gene Ontology annotation, biological process: synaptic transmission, glutamatergic; modulation of chemical synaptic transmission. NCBI's taxonomy places the organism in Eukaryota, Metazoa, Chordata, Actinopteri, Mugiliformes, Mugilidae.
AGAGAGAGAGACGGGGGGGUGAGGUAGAGAGAGAGUAGAGAGAGGGGGUGAGGACCAGUCUCAUCACUCUGAGACUCGGAGUCGUUGAGCUCGUAGCUCCGGGUUCUGGUCCUGGAUGUUUGACUCCGAGCUCCGGGUUCUGGUCCUGGAUGAAGCAGCCGCCUCCUCUUCCUCUUCCUCUUCCUCCCCCCGGUGGAUGUGGGAGUCAGUAGCCGGGCAGCGGUGCACCUGUGCCGGCCCCGGAGUGAAUGGGAUUCCGCCGGUCGUUCCGCGCCUGCUGGAGGAAACAUGCGGCCGCAGAGCCCCCCGGUGCCCCCGGUCCCCCCGGUCUCCCCGGUCCUCCUGCUCCGGCUGCCGCCUCCGGUGCUGAUGAUGAUGAUGAUAAAGAUGAUGAUGAUCGGACUGUGCAGCGGCACAAGUUUCCCAAGUAACAUCAACAUAGGAGGCCUCUUCCCCACCGGCUCCCAUGAGUACGAGGUGUUUCGAUUCGCUCUGGCUCAGCACCAGGACGUCCCCAAACUGGUCCCUCAGGUGGACAUGGUGGACACGGGAAGCAGCUUCGCUAUGACCUACGCCUUCUGCUCCCAGUUCUCCAAGGGGGUUUACGCCAUCAUGGGUCUGUACGACCGGAAGACGGUGAACAUGUUGAUGUCGUUCUGUGGUUCUCUCCACGUCUGCUUUGUCACGCCGUCCUUCCCGGUCCAGACCAACAACCAGUUUGUCCUCCAGCUCCGGCCCCAGCUCCAGGAGCCCCUCAUGUCCCUCCUGGACCACUUCUCCUGGACCCGCUUCGUCUACAUGUACAGCUCCGACUCAGGACUGUCGGUGCUGCAGAGGAUCCUGGACACGGCGGCUGAGCGGCCCUGGCAGGUCACCUCCGUAAACCUGGACACUCUGACCGAAGCCGCCUUCAUCAAGCUCCUGGCCGACCUCGACUUCAAGAAGGAGUUCCAGAUCAUCAUCAACUGCGAGCUGGAACGCCUCAACUCCAUCCUCAACCUGAUCGCGGCUCAGAAGAGGAACUUGAAGAACUACCACUACAUCCUGGCCAAUCUGGACUUCCUGGAUCUGAACGUCACAGAGUUCCAGAAACUGGCUCCGAACGUGACGGGUUUCCAGCUGGUGAACAGGUCCAACCCCUCGGUUCAGAAGAUCAACCAGUACUGGAUGGACUUCGACAGCAAGGACCUGAAACUGGCCCGGAGGAGACUCAAGUACACGGGGGCGUUGACCUAUGACGGCGUCAGCGUCAUGGCGACGGCGUUCCAGAACCUGCGGCGCCAACGCAUCGACAUCUCUCGCCGUGGCAAUGCAGGGGAGUGUCUGGCCAACCCCCCCGCCCCCUGGGGGCAGGGCAUCGACAUCCAGAGAGCCCUGCAGCAGGUGCGUCUGGAGGGGCUGUCGGGUCACGUCCAGUUUGAUGAACGAGGACAUCGCACCAACUUCACUCUGACGGUGAUGGAGCUCACCCCCAAAGGACCCAUGAAGAUCGGCUACUGGAACGAGAAGAGAGGCUACGUGAACACGGCCGUCUACCGGCCGGUGCAGGAGGAGUUUUUCGGCCUCCAGAACCGAACCUACGUCGUCACCACCAUAUUGGAAGCUCCCUACAUGAUGCUGAAGAAGAAUCACGAGCAGUUUGUGGGGAAUGAUAAGUACGAGGGUUACUGCGCUGAACUCGCUGCAGAAAUCGCCAAACACGUGGGCUUCAGCUACCGACUCGAGCUCGUCGGCGACGGCAAAUAUGGAGCCAGAGACCCCUUCACCAACAUGUGGAACGGCAUGGUGGGAGAGCUGGUGUACGGGAAGGCCGACGUGGCCGUGGCUCCUCUGACCAUCACCCUGGUACGAGAGCAGGUGAUCGACUUCACCAAACCCUUCAUGUCUCUGGGAAUCUCCAUCAUGAUCAAGAAACCCACCAAGUCCAAGCCGGGCGUCUUCUCCUUCCUCGACCCGCUGGCCUACGAGAUCUGGAUGUGCAUCGUGUUCGCCUACAUCGGAGUCAGCGUGGUGCUCUUCCUGGUGAGUCGUUUCAGUCCGUACGAGUGGAAAGGUGACGACUCAGAUGAUGAAGAUGAAACUUUUCACUCCUCUGCAACUCGACAAGCUCUGCCCUCCUCAUCCUCCGAACUCGCUCACUCCCCAGGGUUUUCUCAGAACCAGAACCAGCAGAAAGAAAAGGACUCUCCAGAAUACACCAACGACUUUGGGAUCUUUAACUCUCUGUGGUUUUCUCUGGGAGCCUUCAUGCAGCAGGGCUGUGACAUCUCCCCCAGGUCUCUCUCGGGCCGAAUCGUUGGAGGAGUUUGGUGGUUUUUCACCCUCAUCAUCAUCUCUUCGUACACGGCCAACCUGGCGGCCUUCCUCACCGUGGAGAGGAUGGUCUCGCCCAUAGAGGGCGCCGAGGACCUGGCCAAGCAGACGGAGAUCGCCUACGGGACCCUGGACGGGGGCUCCACCAAGGAGUUCUUCAGGCGUUCAAAGAUCGCCGUGUUUGAGAAGAUGUGGUCGUACAUGCGCAGCGCCGACCCGUCCGUCUUCGUGAAGAACACCAACGAGGGCGUGAUCCGGGUCCGGAAGUCCAAGGGGAAGUACGCCUACCUGCUGGAGUCCUCCAUGAACGAGUACAUCGAGCAGAGGAAGCCCUGCGACACCAUGAAGGUCGGAGGGAACCUGGACUCCAAGGGAUACGGAGUGGCCACGCCCAAAGGCUCGCCCCUCAGAAACCCUGUUAACUUGGCAGUGUUAAAACUGAACGAGCAGGGCCUGUUGGACAAAUUGAAAAACAGAUGGUGGUAUGACAAGGGAGAGUGCGGCACCGGGGGAGGGGACUCCAAGGACAAGACGAGCGCGCUCAGUCUGAGCAACGUGGCCGGAGUGUUUUACAUUCUGAUUGGUGGCCUGGGUCUGGCCAUGAUGGUGGCUCUGGUCGAGUUCUGCUACAAGUCUCGGAUCGAGUCAAGAAGGAUGAAGGAACUUAUCGACGCCGCCAUGAUGAGCACCAGCCUCGGGGGGAUGGCGGGAGGAGGAGGAGGAGGAGGAGGAGCCCCGGCCGGAGGCGGUGCUUUAGGAGGCGAGAACGGACGCGUGGUGGCGCACGACUUCCCGAAAGCUGGUGCUCAGGGUUUACCCUGCAUGAGCAAGGCAGCAGGACUGGGGCUGUCCUCCACGGGCAUGUGAUACAAACCGAGGCCCCUGAUUGGAUGGGACGCUCCCGUCAGCCUGCAGGUGAGAAAGGUAAGGAGAGGGAAGGAGGUGAAAACGAGAGACGUUUGGAACGAGUGUUCAUGAUGAUGAUGAAUUGGAGCAAAUGGAAGAACUCUAAUGAACAGAGAGCACCUGAACACAACACCUGAGUCUGGACUCAAUGAACUCCCACAAAUCUACUUUUUCUACGAGCGCUGUCUUAAACUGAACUCCUCCUUCUGCAAUAACAGGACCUGGAGGGAGGAGGGGAGUUUUUAUGUUUGUUGUUUAAUUUCUUAAUGAACUAAUUAACCCUUAUAAUGCGUUAGAAAAGCUGCCCAUGUCUGAACAGCUCAAAACUGACACACGACUUCAUCCAGCACAAAGUUUUUUUUGUUUCUGAUCUCACAUCUAACUUGUUAUUCAUUCGUAUCCAUGUAAGAUCUGAGUUAAAUGUUAUUUUUUUGCCCCACAGAGUUUUUAUCAAGUUUUUAUCUGAAAAAAAGAUUGUAAAUUGAGAGAAAUUUGAUCCACAGACGUCACUUUCUUUGUGAAAAAUUGACUUUUUUUCACAUUUUAACUUGGAAACAGGUCAAAUUUGACCGUGACACAAUAUAAGGGUUAAUGCAUCAUCUCUUCAUCCUCCUCCUCCUCCUCAGUUCAGCCGUAACACGAGAGCUUUGUCACCUUCACAGAAAAGACACUUUGAUACGAGAAAGUCUGGAUGUUUUAGCAUGAAAACAUUAUUAUUAUUAUUAUUUUUUACUCUGAAGCACUGACGAACACUAGCGACGAUGAUGACGAUGACGAUGAAGAUGUUACCUGCCACCAAAUAUUACCACAGUGAAGACGAACGUAUUUUUCUGCCGAGCAUCAACAUCAUUUAACUGUUAAGUCAUGUAGAUGUGGAGGUUUCCCAUCAUGCACUGCAAAGAAGGGAGUCAUAGCAUCAAAUUUAUUCCUCGUCAAAGACAAAUAAUCAAUUUUUAAAUUGAGUGAGUUGACAUUUUUUUUCGUUUUUGCUAAACAGGCAGAAAGAGUUUAAAGAAAGCUGUUUCUUGACUGAAUAUGUUCACAGCCUUAAAUUGAACUAAUUAGCUAAUUAACCUGAUCUGGGAACUUCUCCACAACAGAAACAUGAGCUUAUUGACCAUAAAUUUCUUCUUUAGAGCUGUAAGAUAGAGAUUAAAUGCUUGAAAUUUUCUACAGCUGUCGUUUCCUUUAUGGUUUCAGUUUGCAGAACGUCGCACGACAACUAAAGAAUAAUAAAACGAAUUAACCUGCUUCCUGUUUGAUGCUUACGAAUCUUAAACUAAUCUCAAACUUAGGGAAACUUUGUCACCUGGAGGCUGCGAGUGUGACUAAACCAGUUUGUUUUUUGAAUGAUUAAAAUGUCAUGAAUUCAUUUUUAAAAAAACUUUUUUUAACUACUUAUAAAAAAACACUGACAUUACAACAGCAUGUGUUCAAACCGUCGAGUUUACAGUGUAAAAAAAUAUAAAUAAAUGAUGAUCGUCCACAACGAUACAGCUAAAAGGGGCUCGAACGAAAAUCUGCAAUGAACUGCAUCAUGGGAAACGUAUUUUUUGUUCAUUUCAUCCCGUUAAUGGAAAACUAUCAACUCAAGCGCUUCGUUAGUGGUUUAAUUUUCAUAUUUUAACCGUUCAAAACACAUUAGAAUUAAAGUUUUCAGUUCCUUUAUUAGAAUCUUUCACAACUCUGGCUUUUUUUUGUUGUUGUUAUUAUUAAUACUUUAAUAUUCCUCUGUUUCUGCCCAGGUAACACACAAUGAGGCUUUUGGAGACGUCCACAUUUUCUUCAAACAUAUUAUAAGAUCAAAACUAUAAAAUAUAAUCCAACGUUUCUGAAAACGUCAGCGAACAUGUCACAGAUCAUGUGUAUCUUUGCCUGUAUUAUUAUUAUUUUAUUAUAAUUAUUUCAUAAACCUAUCAUCACCUAUUAUUUCUUUUUAUAGCUGUUAGAAAACUGUUGGUGUCCAGAAUCUAUCAAAACAGUUAGCAAGCUAACACGUGGCUAAUUCAAUCCAGACUCUAUCAAGGCUAACAGUUAGCAAGCUAACACGUGGCUAAUUCAGUCUAGAAUCUAUCAAGGCUAACAGUUAGCAAGCUAACACGUGGCUAACUUAAUCCAGAAUCUAUCAAGGCUAAUAGUUAGCAAGCUAACACGUGGCUAACUUUAUCCAGAAUCUAUCAAGGCUAACAGUUAGCAAGCUAACACGUGGCUAACUUAAUCCAGAAUCUAUCAAGGCUAAUAGUUAGCAAGCUAACACGUGGCUAACUUUAUCCAGAAUCUAUCAAGGCUAACAGUUAGCAAGCUAACACGUGGCUAACUUAAUCCAGAAUCUAUCAAGGCUAAUAGUUAGCAAGCUAACAUGUGGCUAUCUUAAUCCAGGAAGUGUAAACAUACAAUAAAAACAUACAAUAAAACAAUGAAACAAUAAUUACACGAGUCUAAAUGUCAUGAACUUUCCACCGUUUCUGAAAACGUCGCGUCACUGAGCAUGUUCCAUACAGACGAAAAGCUAAAACUCAAAUUAAAGCUCGUAAUUAAAUCUCUGUAUUUAAAGUGACUUAUUAACUGUAUAGUAAAUGUCAAUUAUUUCACAUUCAAACAUAAAUUCUUCAGUUUUCAGGUUGAUUUGUGGAAACGUUUCUGCUCUGAAUGACUCAUGUGCUGAGACGUCUGUUAAUCACUCAUUUAACUUUCCUUUAUUUAUUCAUGAGUUUAUACUUUGUUUUGUUAUUUAAUAAAAACUUUAUCUCGA